UCUUCUCAUACUUUCCCAUUACUCUCCAUUCCAAAACCCACAAAGGCUACUAAUUUUCCGCUCCAAAACAACUUGGGUUUUCUUCAGUUCCUCAUAAAGUUUUUAUCUUUCGAUCACCCAAAAGUUUCUUUAAUUUUUUCUUGGAAACAAAAAAAAAAAAAAAACAAAAUUUAUUCUGUUUUUUUCUGUUCUGAUCGAUCAACAUUGUGAUCAAAUGGCCUCCGCAGUGUGUCAAGGUUUGCAAUCUUGCCUGGAACCUCCUCUCACAGAAUCAACGGUUUUAACCCACAAAUCGUCUUCAAAACCUUCCCAACUUCAUCAAAAACCGAAUACCGAAGCAAAUUCUGUGACAGACGAUAAAAAUGGUGAGAGAGUUGGCAAGAACAAGGUGUUCAGUUUUUUUAAUGUUCUUGAAAACCCGUCUUCCAAUAGUAAUUUAAAAAAUGAGGAAGUUUAUGUUCAUCCAAUGGUGAAGCUUUCUGCUUCGACAUUAAGUACGAUGAGCUUAGAAAUGUGUACGGAGAGUUUAGGUACUGAAACUGGGAGUGAUGUGAGUGAAAGCAGUGAUGAGCUUAACUGGGAGGAGAGAGAGAUGUUUCGGUCAAAAGCUAGGAAUUUAUACCGGAAAGUGGCGAGCCGGAGCCACCGUGGAGGCUUUCCGCCGCCGUUGACCUCCAUUAGUGGCUCAGAUGGUACUGUGAAAGUGAGCCCUCACAGGGAAGGUGGCCGGUUGGUAAUCAAAGCUGUGAGUGUUUCUGACUGUGGUACAAAGUUCGAAGCAGAACGUACGGAUGGGAGACUUAGGUUGUCACUGUCGAAGGACUGUUGUGAAAAUGUUGAAACUGGGAGGGCUAAUAAGAAAAAGGAAGGUGGUGAAAAAGAAUCUUGUGAUGGUGACGUGGAAGAUGGUGGGUGGUGGUGGGAGGUAGAUGGACGUAACUCAAACUCAAAACGACCAACUCGUGUAGCAGCAAACUCGUUCGAUCAAGAGUCGACUGAGUUUAGGUUAAGGAGUUGCAAAGACGGUGGAAACGGGAAUAAGGGAAUAGGAAACUGGAGUUUGUUUCGGCCGGUGGUUAUAUCUUAAACAUGAAAAUGGCGAUUAUCUUCACAAUUUUCAUUAAUAGUAAUCGUCAGCGAAUAACUAUUGAUCCAGAAUGUGUUAUCAAGACCGUUGUUUAUGAUUAUAUUGGGAGCUGAGGACUAAUUUUCACGGGUCAUUAAAUAAUACCGAUGUGUAUGGUGCGGAUUUAAGUUAAUAUCGUCAUGUCAUGUGUAUUUAUUUUGUGGAUUAUUUAAUAUAUAAUCUAAUGAUAGGUUUUUAUGGA
This is a messenger RNA of Lactuca sativa (garden lettuce), 1328 nucleotides long. RefSeq lists its product as uncharacterized. The record is from RefSeq and is a predicted model, not a curated record. NCBI's taxonomy places the organism in Eukaryota, Viridiplantae, Streptophyta, Magnoliopsida, Asterales, Asteraceae.